This is a messenger RNA of Podarcis lilfordi (Lilford's wall lizard), 30396 nucleotides long. The record is from the annotation of a GenBank genome assembly. NCBI's taxonomy places the organism in Eukaryota, Metazoa, Chordata, Lepidosauria, Squamata, Lacertidae.
CUCAACUGUUGAGAACUUGUGAAAUAUGCAACCCCCUAAUCAAAGGGUCAUUUCGAUUUCCCAGAGGCCUCCACUGCUGCCAUUCUCCCUGACAGAGAAGUUUCAGCGUGAAACUGCUUAGCAAGACGACUAAUUAUAUCUGUUUAAGUCUGAGGAAAGAUAAUGGUCGCUUAUGACAAAGGGCGACCCCUUAACACUUUUAUGGAGGUCGGCUCUCGCGCUGCGCAACGCCUGCUCAACAUGCCCACUUUCUGGUCCGUCCCACUGCCUUAAUCGGUGUCUCCCGCGAGCUGAGUUUUAAUAAUGCAUGAUAUAUCAAAAUGUGGCGCCUUUUGUUAUUAUCGCACGCGUUUAAAUUUUAUUUUCCGUAGCAGCUAGAAGAAGGCAGAAAGGACGGGAAGCACGCAGCAACCCGGCGAGGGCGAGAAGGCGAGGUUCGCUCGUUCCUUAUCUGCUAACCAGCUUCGAGGAACCUGCCCCGCGUGGGCCGCCGAAGGAGGGAGCUGGUUCGCCGCCAAAAUAAGGGCACCGCCAGUUUCCCUUCGACGCCCAGGAAAGCGAGCCUUGCGCCUAAUUACACAUUAGCCCGGCAGCGGGAAGCAGGGCGCGCGGGCGGGCAUGCGAAGCUCCCAGCUGCAUCUGCAGGCGCCGCCACAGACGCUAGCGAGCGAGGCGCAGGAGGCGGCAGCACCGCGGGCUCCAUGGCGGCCGCGCAAGUGCACAUGUGCCAGACCAUCUUUCCCGCGCACACGAACUACCGCGGGGAGUUGGGCGCGGGGCAGCUGCUCAAAUGGAUCGACACCACGGCCUGCCUGGCGGGUAAGCGCGAGCGCCCCCUUCUCCCACCCACCUGCUGCAGGCAUUCAGGGUGACCCUCAGGGCCGGGGGGGGGGCGGGGACGGACGCGCAGCAGCGGGUACUUCUGGCCCCUUCGUCUCUGGCGAGGUCCAAGACAGCGACGGUGCCUGGCUGUUCACCACCUCUUCCAGGCCUUCUAAGAGUUGCAUGGCACAGGCAGAAAGCCUAUUGGUGCAGCUCUUAUCCACUUAACAGGUGGAGAUAGGGCGCAAACGAUGGAUUUUUUUACUUGUCUCGCAAGUAAUAAGAGACAGCAAGCCCAAUCCUCAUCUUCAUGAUGCUGUAACUACCUCCUUUGCACAGUAUCCUCAGUUUGGGAAGCGAGGAUUUGCAGUGUCAGGUAAGGCCAGGUGCCAAUUUCUCCUGGGAGGAAACCCUGUUGAACUCAAUGGGACUUAUUUCUGAGGAGACAUGGGUAGAUUGGUGCUGGCAGCUCCUUACAUUGCAAUCCUAAGUAUAUCUACUCAGAGGUAAGUCCUAUUGAAUUCAUGGAGGUUUACUUCCAGGUGGGUGGGUUUAGGAUUGCAUAGUGCCAGCAUAAAUCCAAUUGUGCUCAUUAGCAGAUACUAAGAAGCACAAAAAAUAUUAGUAAAGUUGUAUUUCUCCCUCUCUCAGUAUGGUAUCAUUCUAGAAUUAUAUGAUUAUUAUGCUGGCACUUGCAACUUCCAGAGGUUUUUUCUUCCUUCAAUAAGGCUGUGAGGUACACUGAAGCAUUUGUAAUGCAAACUAGCUUAAUUACAAUACUCAUUUUGUCGGUAAAGAAUUUAGAGAUUUCACAGCUUUAAAAAUUAAAACAGGUUCAUUAUUCUCUUUUAUAUAACCCCAGUUACUGAAUGAUUUUAUCUUUUUUGUCACAACUCUCCAAUGAGGUAGGAAAGAGUUAUUAAGCUAGGGGGUCACCAUGGACAAAUUUGGAAUUUUGAGAGAGUGCCAUGUGCACCACCCUUCAAGUAGGUUCUCUGCCCUGGGCCAUUCCCCACAAAAGACAAAAAGAGAAUCUGUGUGUGUGUGUGUGUGUGUGUGUGUGUGCGCGCGCGCCUUUAUGGCCUCUGGACAGAAGUUAGAAGCAGUAGAAUUAAAAUGCAGUCUCUUGAACUUGUAUGAUUUUACAAAGGACCCCCCCCCCAUCUUACAGUGGUAUAUUUCACAUCCAACAGCACAUAUCCAGUGCUUGCCAACACACACACACAUACGGCAGAGAUCCUAAAGGAUCUUCAUAAUUUUUACUAAAGAUGACAACAACCCACCAACAAAUCACAGAACACCCUCUGUAGAUAGAGAGGUGACUUUUGAAUUGUUCGUUGUUUUGAGGGUAUCUCUUGUAAAAAUUAUGAGGAUCCAGAAAGAAUACUCAGGGGCUUCUUGGGCACCAGGAAAAGUCCUCAAGACUGCUAUUGUGGCUAUGGGCACCACAGUGAGCAAGCCAUAUUUUUCACACAUUUGUAUACAACGCCAGCAGUAGAAUUAAACAGCAUUCACCAGAAACCCAUGUUCUGCAUCCUGCAUUUGCCUGUACUGUUUUCUUUGAACUUGCACAAGACAGCUACUGAACACAUGCACUCUAUCCACCAGGUCAGUUUCUCUCUCCAUGAAGAUUGGUAUAUGGUUACAGUUGUUGGAUGACAUUCCUUAGUUAAGCCAAUUGCUUGCUAAUAGUCAGGAAUGAUUGGUUGGUGUUCUCUCGGUGUAACAUAGGUCUGGAAAUGUUUUCCUGAAUGACCAGUUUGCCAGUGAGGUUAGAUCCGAUACCACUGUUGUGCCAGAGAGUGUGUGUAACAGAAAAGGCUAUUUGAAUCUAAGAUACUCAUGGGAGAAAGUGGGGAGUAUUGAAAGUGAGCUGGCUAAAAACGAGAGAUGGUGCAGGUGCUCUAUAUUGGGAAACCCAAUGCAGGAUUAGCAUCUGUACUGCCUGUUCCCCACAGAGAGUGCUACAGUUCGGAUUAGCAAACUGCAACUUCCAGAAUUCUUGGGGGAAGAAGCCAUAUGCUUAAAAUGUAUGGUGUGGAUGUGACCUGAGUUCAGUUCUGAUACUGAAAACAAAAUCCCUAGGCUCAGAGGCAUCCUGCAUGCCUUUUGCACCUGACUCUACCUGGUAGAUCUUAGGGUUCAAAUAAUUAAAAAACAGGCUUCUGAGAAAUCUGAAGCCUGGCUACCCUGAUGAACCUCACAGGGUUAUUAUGAGGAUGAAAUGGAGAAUAUUCUAUAAAUAUCCUAAAGUCCUUGGAGGAACAGUAGGCUACAAAUGUUAAAAGAUAAAUGGGGGGGGGGGAGUUUGCCAUCUUUUCCUUCGGAAGUUAAGCAUUACUCAAGAGGCUGUAAAUUAUUUCAAGCACUAUCUCACCAGUACCCUUAUAUCUAGUUCACAGAUUGCCCAGUUUCGUGUUCUCAUUGGGUUUAAAAGAUGAUUAGACAAAUUCUGGCUCUCUGGCUGUUAAAGAUCAUGACAGUGUUCUGCUUCAGUUGUCGGAGGCAUAUACUGCCUCUGAAUAUCAUUUGCAAGGAAUCGCAAGUGGGGAGGGUGCUGUUGCAUUCAGGAGCUGCUUGUGGGCUUCCCACAGGCCUCCAGUUGACCACAGUAAUUGGGCUGCUGGACUAAUAUCCUUACGUAUAAUUUUUAAGAAAACAGUUUUGUGGAUUUCAGUUGUGUUUUAUUGAUAAUCUUGCUAUGUAAGCCAUUUAGAGAGUGUUGUCAUGAAGCAAUCUAUAAAUCUUAACAAAUGAAUAGAAUUUAUAGAUUUUGGUGGGGGGCGGGGAGAAAACAUGUAUGCUUGUUGUGAAGCUGCAGUUGGAACUGGUAAAUGCGAUAAAAUAGAUGCAGGAUAACAAAACCAGAUGGGGUAGCCAGUACCACGGAAGACAAAAUCUGGAUUCAAUAUGACCUUAACUGGGCCCAACUAAGAAGAUGAAUUUCAAUAGGGACAAAUGUAAGGUUCUGCACUUAGGCAGGAAGAACCAGAAGCACAAAUAUAAGAUGGAGGACACCUAGAUUGCCAGUAGUACAUGUGAAAAGGAUCUAGCAGAGUUAAUGGACCAAAAGCAUAAUGUAAGUCACCAGUGUGAUGCAGCAACAAAAAAAGCAAAUGCUAUUUUAGGCUGCAUCAACAGAAGUAUAGUGUCCCGAUGAAGGGAAGAAAUGGUACCACUCUGUUCUGUUUUGGUCAGACCACACCUGGAGCACUGUGUCCAGUUCUGGACACCACAAUUUAAGAAGGAUGUUGACAAGCUGGAAUGUGUACAGAGGAGGGCAACCAAGAUGAUCAAGUGUCUGGAAACCAAGCCUUAUAAGGAAUGCUUGAGGGAUUUGGGUACAUUUAGCCUGGUAAAGAGGAGGCUGAGGGGAGAAAGGAUAGCCAUCUUCAAAUAGCUAAAGGGCUGUGACAUGGAGGAUGGAACAAGCUUGGUUUCUCCUGCUCCGAAGGGUAGGAACUGAACCAAUGGAUUCAAGCUACAAGAAAGGAGAUUGGAACAGACUCCCUAGGGAGGUGGUGGACUCUCGUUCCUUAGAGGUUUUUAAGCAGAGGUUGAAUGACCAUCUGGGAGUCCCUUCCAGCUCUACAAUUCUAUGAUUAACAAUGUGUAUCUUUGGAAGGAAAGCAUCCUAUGUGUAAAGUGGCCCUUAGAAGACAACCAAAUUAACCAUGCUUAAGGGCAAAGGCAUGUUGAGAGAAAACUUAUAAUUGCUUAUAUGUUUAUAAUUGCCUUUUCUUUCAAGCUGAGAAACACGCUGGCAUGCCCUGUGUGACAGCAUCGGUGGAUGACAUUCAGUUUGAAGAAACUGCCAGGUAUACCUUCAAAUAGUUAUUAUCAACACUUUUCACAGCCUUCUUUUAUUUUCUGUGUAACAGAGAUUAACCAGAACAUUAAAAAUUGGUCCAGUGAACAUAGGAGAUGAUUCUCUUAAGGGUGGGCAGCUUCUCUCAGCCUGAGGACCAUGUUCUGUCAUGGGGCCUCAUCAUAGCUGUCAGUUGUUCCUUAUUUGGUGGGAAAGUCCCUUAUCCCAGCGCUGUGUCCCGCUGCUGUCCCUUAUUGAUGAUGUCCCUUAAAUUUCCCGGGUUUCAAAGGAAGCAGCUCCUCUCUCUCCCUCCCUGCCGGCCAGGGAGGAGGGAGGCCCCAACUGUGUUGCUUGGCUGCGUUGCUCACCCAAUAAGGAGUCUAAGAACGACACAUGCCUUGUGCCGAUCAAAUUGGCCGCGUUGCCUGCGUCGCCUUUGCUCAGCGCUUCCCAGCGGAGAGGUGACGGUGGUUUUCCUUGCUGCAUCCCCUUUGCCGGGUUGCUGCGCUGUGAGAACCACCGCUUGAGGCUUCGUUUGGCUGCUGGCUGGGCUUUCUGCCUUUGGCAUGGAGGGGCUCAGAAGCUGAAAAUCCCUUAUUUUGGCUGCUGAGCCCUUAUUUUCGAGGCUGUUGGUCCCUUAUUUUCAAAUCUGUAAGUUGACAGCUAUGGGCCUCAUGACAAUAGUGGACAAGGGCCAGAUGCAGGAGGAGGUGGAGGAACAUAUGAGGCUCUUACCUUUGUACAGUAGGUUACAUUCCAGCCGUGUUGAAAUCCAACACACACACACCUCAAUUCUGCAUUUAGCUAAGCAAGUAUUAUGAUCAUAGUUCAAAUAAACAUGGACACUCAAGGAGGGCAUGGGGGGGGCAUAGCCCAAGGAUAGGGGUGUGUGAGUUGGGGGAGCGGGGAGUUCAGAUAGGAGUGCCUGCUAGGGAUACAAGUUUGUCUACAAAUACAACCAUUUACUGAGAAAGGAAACCACUUAAAAAAAAAUCUUACAAUGUUUUUCUUGAUAUGACAAUGAGUGCCAUUCAUGCGUAAGAAGUCAUAAAUUGGCAUCCCCCCCCCCCAUUUUCAAAGAUUAUGCAUUUAAUGGAUUCAUAAAAGUGCAUGCAACUCAAGAAAUAUAUUUUGCUUUUAACUUCCAGAAAUAAGGGGGGGGGGGUUUCCCCUCUGAAGCUAAUAGCGAGCAAUUUUUGCCAGUCAACUGUUUGUCUCGAUUGUUAAUGUGGGAGAAGUCUGGCAGUUUUAUGAAGUUAACCUUCCACCUGAGUGUUAAUUAACUUUAAAAGCAUUUAUAAUUAAUGUUAAUGUUCAUUAAUUUUGAAAACUAAGAUAACAUUUCUUUCUGCUGUGCUGUAAAAGUACGGAAUGAUGGCAAAUGCAAUUAUUAACUUCUGUGAGAUUUUAGACUACAAGUCUGUGUUUUCCUGAGGAGCAAGGCCUGAUGGGUUCAUGCAGUAUUUUCUAAAUGGCACAACUUUGUGAGCACAAAUACAUAUGUAGGUGCCAUAUCCAUGCACAGCAAGUUCAUAUUGCAGCAGUUACCUCUGGUAUGAAGAAACAAUAAUAUAUUUACAGUGAUGCUCCAGUUAUAGUGUUGCGUGAAUCACUUUUCAGACAGCUCUCCCCCCCCCAUUGAGUUUCGUGUGUACUCAUUAGUGGCUUAAAAUGCAGCUAGGUCAUUCUUUUUCUCAAUUCAAGCUGGUAUUGGAGUAAAGAUAAAGAGACCCCUGAACCAUUAGGUCCAGUUGCAACCAACUCUGGGGUUGCGGCACUCAUCUCGCUUUAUUGGCCGAGGGAGCCAGUGUACAGCUUCCGGGUCAUGUGGCCAGCAUGACUAAGCCGCUUCUGGUGAACCAGAGCAGCGCAUGGAAACACCAUUUACCUUCUCACUGGAGCGGUACCUAUUUAUCUACUUGCACUUUGAUGUGCUUUCAAACUGCAAGGUUGGCAGGAGCAGGGACUGAGCAACGGGAGCUCACCCCGUGGGAAUUCGAACCACCGACCUUCUGAUCAGCAAGUCCUAGGCUCUGUGGUUUAACCCACAGCGCCACCUGCGUCCCGUGGUAUUGGGGUAGGGAAGCCUCAAAACACAGUAUUUCAGAAGAAAUGACAAGAUGGAGGAGUGCACUGGAUGCUGAAUAAACAAGCAUGCACGCAGCCCAAGUCCUAUGGAAUGCAGUGGAGCUUAUUUCUGGGAUAUGCUUGGACUGUAUGUUGUUCCUAAGCCGAAAACAAGAUGUCCCCAAGUCUUCUACAUUCCCAUUUCCCAAGAAAUUAGCUGUGUUUCUUUAAUCCACAAGGAAUAUAGAAGUAGUACCCAACAUGGUGCCUCUAUGUGUUGUUGGAUUCCAACGCCCAUAAUUCCUGACCGGUGGCUCUGCUGGCUUUGGAUUCCAACAAUAUCCAGAGUGUGCCAUGUUGGCUGCUCCUGAAGUAUAGGAGAAAGUUACUUGUAACAAUGUGAUUUUUGCACAAUGAAUUAAGAGCAAUGCAUCUUAUUCCUUCAGCUCUUGCACUCCAAAUCAGAACAGUAGUAGUAGUAGUUGGUAUAAUUAUUACUCCUGCAACUAUGUUUUGGCCUGUCAACUCCUAAAGCACCAAAGACUAGAAAUCAAAAGAGAAAUAGGAGGUGCCCAACCCCAUGUUUCUGUUGUAAGAUGAAUGUGAUGGAAUCACUGGGGAGAAUUGGGAGGCAAGGGAAACCUUAACUCUUCCCUCCCCGCCAAUUCUCCCUGCAAAUGCCCCCCAAGCUGGUUUAGGUAUCUCUCCUCCCUGCAUAGACAAACUGUAACUGUUCCAGGUUUUUAUGCUCCUUGCUUUGUCGUUGAGAUGUUGGAAUUUUUGAAUAUCCAUCCUGUGUGAGUAAAAUCUGCUACUUAUAUAUGGCCCCCCUCACCUAACCUGCCUACAGGGAAAACAGCUCCCCCCCCAUUAAAGAACAAACAUUGUUGUUUGUGUUUGUACACCGUGUGAAUUCAUCAGCAGUGACUAUUUUACAUAAGUUUGUAGUUUAGAUUUCCUUCUCUUUUUGCAUUUUCUUUGUGUACCCUUACUGAGAGCAUUCAGCCUGCUACACUUCAAAAGGUCCCCAUCAGUUACAAAUGAGAAUGCAAUGGUCUGUGACACUGCAGUGUUCCCUGAAUUCCAAUUCCCAGAGCCUCUGUUCAGAGCAAGUGGCUUUCAGGGUACUUUUCAACAGUGACAACGGAACUUCCUAUAUAUAUAUAUAUAAACAGAAUUAUUAACCAUAGAUGGGAUGCCCCUGGCCUUACAAUGACUUUUUAAAGAAUGUUUAGAUAGUGUUCACACGCCAGCCUUCAGGAGCUCUGGGUUCUGGAGAACAAGAUUAGAUUCUAAGCAUUUCAGGGAGAUACUCUGAAAAUAAAGGGUUUCCCUGACAUAAAUAUAAGAAUAAGCCAGAACCACAUAGUUGUAUGAAAUUCAAGGUGAGGUGAUAGCAUGUUUGGCCCCUGGCAUCACCAGUUAAAAGAAAUGGGUAGCAAGUGAUAUGAAAGACCUCUACCUGAGGCCCUAUAGAACCACUGCUAGGUGAAGUAGACAAUACUGGACAAAAUAAAUACAUUUACCUGGCGUAAGAUAGCUUCUUAUGCUCCUAAGGGACUAACGAAAAGAAAAGCAACCGUAGCACCAGCAACAUAAUGUGUGGAAAUGGCUCCAGCCUUGCAAAAUAAGAUAAAUGAAAGCACCUCUUUAUGCAGCGCAUAGUUAAAACUGGCCACGGUGAUGGCCAGCAACAGAUAGCUUUAAAAGAGGAUUAGGUAAACUAAUGGAAGAGGAGGCUACUAGCCAUCACGGUUCUGCUCUCCCUGCAGAGUUGGAGGCAGUGAUGCUUCUGAAUGCUCUUUGUGGGAAACUGCAAGAGGGGAGGGCUCUCUUGUGUUUGUGUCCUGCUUGCUGGUUCCCCAUAGGCAUCUUGCUGGCCACUGUCAGAAUAGGAUAUUGGACUAGAUGGGCCAUGGACCUGACCCGGCAGGCUCUUCUUAUGUUUUUAUGUCCACAAAAGUUUCUAAGCUGCAAAAAAAUUCUACUAGCAUGAUGAAGUGCUGCUAGAGGAGGAACAGAGAGUCCUGCCCCUCCUACAGCAAACCAGAGCAGGACAGCUCACUCGGUUUCCAUGCUAGGUGCAGAGGAAGGACAGAAUGUUCAACCUCUCAUUCGCCGGACCUCCCACAUACCUAAUGGAAUUUCCUGUUACCAUUUGCAGUCAGGCGAGAGUGCCUGAUCCAAGGCUGAGAUAGCCUUUCUUUGUCGGUACUUCACAUGUGUGGAUCCUGGCAAUGAAAACCAAAUUCUAGGCCCAGGGUUAUGUACCAUGUUGAAAUAGGCUCCAAUUAAGACCUGCUACUCUUUCUGUCGUGAGGGACGUGGGUGGCGCUGUGGGUUAAACCACAGAGCCUAGGGCUUGCCGAUCAGAAGGUUGGCGGUUCCAACUCUAUGAUUCUAUGAUUCUAUAUGGUGUUCCUGCUUGGCAGGGGGUUGGACUCGAUGGCCCUUGUGGUCUCUUCCAACUCUAUGAUUCUAUGAUUCUAUGAUUCUAUGGUUCGAAUCCCCGCGACGGGGUGAGCUCCCAUUGCUCGGUCCCAGCUCCUGCCAACCUAGCAGUUCGAAAGCACGUCAAAGUGCAAGUAGAUAAAUAGGUACUGCUCUGGCGGGAAGGUAAAUGGUGUUUCCGUGCGCUGCUCUGGUUUGCCAGAAGCGGCUUAGUCAUGCUGGCCACAUGACCCGGAAGCUGUACGCCGGCUCCCUCGGCCAAUAAAGCGAGAUGAGCGCCACAACCCCAGAGUCGACCACGACUGGACCUAAUGGUCAGGGGUCCCUUUACCUUUACCUUAUGGUUCUAUGAUAAGUGUUCAGCAGCUUGCCUGUGGACAGUGGGCAGAGGCUGACCAAGCAGUGUCACCUUCCUUGCCAUUGCCCUGCAGAGCCAAAAUGCUUUAUUUCUGCCAAUACCCCUCUCUCUCUCUGGUAUUGAUGGCUGGCCAUGCAGUAGCCAGCAGUGUCAUGUUGCCAUUGCUAGAUCAGGGCCAGUAAAGGCCUGGAACAGCUUAUAAUAUUCUGUUUUUGUAUAAUGAGAUUAUGGUGCUUUUUUCUGUUAAUAGAGUCGGACAGAUUAUCAGCAUUAAUGCUAAGGUAAACCGGGCAUUCACUACGAGUAUGGAGGUAAGAGACUGCAUUUGUUUGUCUUGGUGUGUUUUUAAGCUGAGAUUAUAUAUGGUGCUAUAUAGGCAGAAUGAAACAAAUGAAAGAAUGAAUUCAUGUUAAGUAAAUGGCCACCGCCAAUAGAUGUAUUGAGCAGGGACUCAAAUCUCUCUCAUUAGUUUUUAUCUCCUUCUCUACAUUUCAUAAUCAUUUAUUGCCACAACAUGACUCUUGUCUUCUACCCCCUGGUUACAGGUCCAAAACAUACCCCAGGGCCCCUUAGCUGCCCAGAGCUAUUGACUUUCUCAGAGGCUAUGUCCAUGGUACUGUUUCAGUAGAUCCACUCUCGCAAAAUAGGCUCUCUGACAACUUUUGUGGUCACCAAACACUUGUACUCUUUAUGCAGAACUACCUCUGGCUUCUCUUUCAAGUGAACCGGUAUCUGCCACAGUACACUGCUAAUUUUUAAAAGUUUACAUUCUUCUUUCUCAAAACAUUUUGUUCCAACAGUUUGUUAAAGAGUUGAGCACCGAAACUGAAUGAAAAAGUUCAUAAAUACAGAACAUCUGCAGGCUUAUCAGUUCAAAAUGUGCCCUCAAGUCUAUAUUAGUUUUUAUGGGGUUUAGUCAUGCACGACAAAGACUAUAAAAGCUAUAAAGAGCGCCAGUGUGAUGUAAUGUUUAGAGGGUUGGACUAGGACUGAAGAGACCUUGAUUCAAAUCCUCAGUCAAUUCAAAGCUUUCUGGAAGACCUUGCACCAGUCUCAGUCUAACCAACCUCACAGGAUGCUGUGAGAAUCUGGAGAACCAUGUACUGUAUUCUUCUUCAGCUCCUUGGAGGAAAGGCAGGACGUAAAUUUAAUAAAUCAAUAAAUAUUGACUGAAAAUGGCCCAAGUGUUUCCUCCCUCCUUUCAGCACCCCACCCCCUUUAAAAUUAGCCACCCAUCAACAUUUUAUAGAAUCAGCACUUCUACUUAGGUUUACAGUACUGCGCGCACUUAGCAGAGAAUAGGUCCCGCUGAACUCAGUCAGUAUCUCUGAGCAUCCAAACUGAACUCCAGUUUACCUGAAGGAGCGUCUCGACCCCCAUCAUUCAGUCUGGACACUGAGGUCCAGCUCUGAAGGCCUUCUGGCGGUUCCCUCACUGUGAGAAGUGAGGUUACAGGGAACCAGGCAGAGGGCCGUCUCAGUAGUGGCGCCCGCCCUGUGGAAUGCCCUCCUGUCAGAUGUCAAGGAAGUAAACAACUAUCUGACUUUUAGAAGACCUCUGAAGGCAGCCCUGUUUAGGGAAGUUUUUAAUGUUUGAUGUUUUAUUGUGUUUUGAAUAUUCUGUUGGGAGCCAAGCCACCCAGAGUGGCUGGAGAAACUCAGCCAGAUGGGUGGGGUAUAAAUAAUAAAUUUAUUAUUAUUAUUAGUAGUAGUAGAUGUAACAUAGGAUUGUACUGUUAAGACACUUGGGAAGCAAUGGAGAUAAUAACAUAAUUAUGAAACCAGUUGGUGAGCUCAGCUCUUUAUUAAGAUGAAGGGAGUGCUAGUAUUAUUACAUAAACCAGUUCUAAAUUAUAUAACUCCUAGUAAUCCGGUGGUGUUGUUUCCAUUUGCAUGUAGGUUGGUGUGAAAGUUACAUUGCAAGAUCCUCUUACCACCUUCCAAAAACUGAUUUGUGUGGCUUUCUCUACAUACGUGGCAAAACCAGUACAUAAUGGCAAGGUGAUAUAUUUCAUUCAAAAAUGGUCCUUUGUUUAACGUGGAUUCCAGAAUGGUCUGUAAAGCAAAUUCAUGGCAGCUUACCCUUACAUAAUUUGUACUAAUAUUGUUUGUCUGACAGCAGAGUAGUAGCACCGCUGAAGAAUUGUAGUGGGCAAACAUGCAUCAGAAACUUUUACUGCGGUAAUUUGACAGUGGGCUAGCUAGGGGAAGUGCCACAAUUUCAUUGCAUUCAGUGCCUGCUACGCAUUGCAUUUCUAGUUCUGUUUUCUGAGACAAAUUUUAGUUUAGGUUGAUUUUAAGACGUGUGUAUCUGUGUGUGUAAAUACUCUGGCACCGGGGGGCGGAGAGCAGGUGGGGGCGGGGCUGGUGUGUGUCCUGGGGGCGUGGCACACCACCUGUGGGGGCAUGGUGCCCAGCGUGGGCGGGGGACAUCCGCGAUGGCACCCCACCGGGAUUGCACUGCCGGGGACAGUGCAUUCCCCCCGCACUCCUCUUCCUCCGCCAGUGUGUAAAUAAAUAACCAACAUUUGGUAAAUCCGGAAUGUGAGCAAAUGCAUGUCAAGAUACUGUUGGUAUGUUAUCUCUUCUUACCAAUUAUUAAUGCCGCUUAAUACAAAAGUGGCAGAAUGAGGUGCAGACUUUGCUGUUGUUCAGAUAAUGAAGACGCACCUCUUUACCCAGGGCUUUGACACCUGAAAUGUAUACUGUAUUUUCAGGAUAUUUUCAGGACCCACACUGUUGUUUGUGGUUGCAUUUUUUAUUGUAAGUUUAAAACUGCUUUUAAUGCUGUAUUUUCACUUGUAAAUAACCCCGAGAACUUAGGGUAAAGGGUAGGUAAUAAAAUAAAAUAAUAAAAUAAAAGUAGAAUUUACUUUUACAAUCCUUUUUAAAAAAUCUUAAUUUGUUCAGGUUGAUUUAAAACCAGUGAAGUUCGUCACUGCACAGGAUUCUCUCGAGCACACCCUGGCUGCUGAGAGAAGAAAAAUCCGACUGGAUCAUGAACGCGUCUGUAAGAACCUGGUGGAAGAAUGUGGCAUGAAUAGUGGUUAGUCAUUAGAAUUUUUUAUUAUUCUUGUAUCCUACCCUUCCACCCGUAGGUAUCCAGGGGGCCUCACAAUAACCAUUAAAAUGAAGUCAGCAUAAAAUAUAAUUCAAACCAUAUAAUUCAAACCAAUAUCAGCAAUGAAACACAGUGCAGCAGACUGCAACACCUGGACUAUUGAACACCAGUCCAGCUAUGUGCCAAUGGAACAAACAAGUAUGUCUUAAAUUAGAUCCUGGAAGAUAAUGACAUGGGGGACAGCUAAAACAUUGCUGUGUUCUUCCCAUUUCCAAGUGGUGAGGAGUUUCAGGGAAGCAUUAUCCAGAUUGGGUUCCUAUGGAGUUUCCUAUCUCUGGAAACUUAAGGCAUUUUAUAAUAUUUGGUUUAUUGACAAAUAGAGUACAAAGUAGAGCAUACAGAUCUCCUAUUCCACAUUAGAUCCCAAUAAAAGUUAGCUACGCAUACAAAGUGCCUUGAGCUCAUCACUCAUACGCACAUUUUUGUUUGUGUGUAUUCUCAGUCUGCUUCUGUUGUUCACACCCCUCCCCUACCAUCUGCCCCCUCACUUUGGUCAGAAGGUGGGGUAGAUCUGCAACACUAGCGUCCCAGUACAUGGGUCACUGUUGUUUACUAGUAGCAGGAGGUGUAGGGCAGCAGGGAGGUGGGUGUGGCAGAAAUGCAUAAAUGGUGAGUCCAUUUGGUAUUAUGCUAAUUUGCUAAUGGCCCAACGUGGUUGCAUAUACUGUAGUGUUGUUUCCAUAAACUUAAACUAUCCAUGUUGGAAAAUGUUUUGCACUCAUAACCUUUAAAACUUACAAAGUCCUUUUGGGCAGGAUGCAUAGUUUUAGCAAUUAUCUUAGACUAAAUCAGGGGUACCCAAACUUGGGUCUCCAGCUGUUUUGGGACUACAACUCCCAUCAUACCUAGCUAGCAGAAACAGUGGUCAGGGAUGAUGGGAACUGUAGUCCAAAAGUAGUUGGAGACCCAAAAUUGGAAAACCCUGGACCAGAUGAAAUCAAUAUAGGACAUUUCAACCUAUGGAACUGCACAUGCUCAUGUUUUAAAAAAAGAAGCAGCAGCACACUGUGACACCGUAAAGCAGUUUUUCUCCUUAAAACACACUACCAUAGCCAGCACUGGCUUAACAGUGAUAAAGAGCAAAAAAAGUAAAGUGUUAAAUUAUCUUGUGCUAAGAUUGCUUUCCAUGAAACAUCCACAAAGUUCACGAAGCAAGGUGGAAUUUGUCUUCUAAAUACAAAUUGUACAACUUGAUAAGUAGGUCCAAAGUGCAAAGCGCUCAGAUGAAUCCAAGCUACAACACAGGGGUUAUAAAACAGAUGUAAGUGGGGCAGAAGCCAAACACUUAAUUCAGGUCAAGUGGGAUCAUGUGACAGAUUAGCAUGAUUGGCAUUUUUUUGGAAAUAUAAAGAUCUUGCUUUGCUAGAGAGCUCUUCACCCUGGAAGACAGAUUCCUCCUUCCCCUGUUGAAUUAUGGGUAUUAAAUAGACCUGUAGUCCAAUUUCUGUCUUUUAAAACAUAUAUUUAUAUGAUCCAAAUUCUAAUAAGCUCACAUAGUAUGAAUUUUAGCCUGACAGUAUUAGAGAACAGGGUCAACCAACUAGCCCGACAUUACCUGUAUUCUAUGCUCUCAUAACAGCCAUAAACUCUUUUGGAAUUGUCUUAUGGGAUACAUACCUUACAAAGUCACCCUGCUGAUUUCACUGAAGCUGCUUUAUUCCUAAGACAUAGGGCAGUGGCAGCCACAGUAUAAUUGGACUGGUCUGUCAUUUCACUAACAUCCUUGGCUAUUCACUUCAUACAUUUCAGAACAAGUUUGCAAUCAAAAAGAAGGUGAAAUUUCCACAGAUCUCACCCAUGUGCAGAGCACUGAACUUGUCUUGCCUCCGCAUGCCAAUCAUCAAGGAAAUACAUUUGGUGGCCAAAUUAUGGCUUGGAUGGAGACAGUGGCCGUUAUUUCAGCAAGGUACCAUUUUUUUAUUCAGCAUCCUUCCGUGUUACACGUUACUGGGCAGGCCUAGUGAGAAAUGCAAGGUUUCUUUCUUUCUCUUUGUCUACUAGUUUAAUGUUCGUCUAAUCACGCAGAGAAUUCCAUCAUCCCCCUGUUGCUUGGUGCAUGUAGCUCUCUCUCUCUUUGUGUGUGUGAGACAAGAAUUUCUAUUAGAAUUCCCUUCACACACCAGUGGGCCUGAUUCAUUGCCAGGGUGCUGGAUGUGUCAUUCCCAUUCAUUAUUCAUGUAGCUCUGAUUUGUAACCUGAAGUUAUACCAAUAAUAACUGACUUUCCUUUGUUACUGGAUAAACAGCUCAUUUUAAUAAAAUUGCAAAUCUGUCACAGGUUUUACACGGUCAUAACACCAAUGACCCAAGUGAGCGGCAUUUAUAUGUAAGCACACAACCUCAUUUAUAUAUCUGUAUCUAUAAAUGGUUCCCAAAUAACUCUGCAAUAAAUCUGGUCCAGAAGAAUGGAAGUUGGGUUUAGCUGCAGCAAAAUAACACAUCAGACGCUGAAAAUAUUUCUUUUUUGCACUUAAAAGUGAUGAGCCAAAAUGUAGGAGAAACAGUGCUAAACAGUGACAGAGACCUGUCUAUUUUGCUUGACAAAUAGCUGACCUUGCUGCAAAGCUUUUGUAAAACAACUUACAAUUAGAUUUGACCUUUGAAGGUGCCAGUUAGAGUUGCUAUGACCACAGGCUUACAAGGAAUGAGAAUGAGGUUUAUAAAAGCAAGCAGUACUCAAAGAACAAACUGAAUAUAUGCUCAGACGGGGUUUUUUAUAUAUAUAUCCUCUUUAAAUACUGUGAUACUAACCAAGCAGUGUCGAUGCUGAACUCAACAGCAAUCUGCUAGAAUGAGAUUUGGUCUUUCAGGUACACCAUGUCUGUAAAAAUAUGGGCUUACCUUUCUAGCAAAAUAAUAUCAGGUUUUUAGGCCUAACAGUGAAAAAAGAUUGCAAACUUCAUCUACACAUUUACACCUCCGUUCUUGACAUUAAUCUGCUUCUAUCUUUAUUGUUGUAUUGCAAAUGAGAUAUUUAGCAAUUUAAAUAGGAGGAGCAAAUUAUUCCUAAUGAAAACCAAAGUAAUUUGAAUGCAUUAUAAAGAUGCACAAUUCAAUUAAUUAGAAACAGAUAAUUGUGCACGCUUAACAAUUCUGGUACAUUAUAAAGGGUAAUUGAGUUAAGGCUAAAGAUAAAUAAUGGUGCAAAACAGUAUUAUCUCUAAGCUAAGCAAAGGUUAGGAAGAAAUUUCAGCCCUACAACACCACCACAACAAAACAAUACCUAAUUCUCAGCAUAUUCUUUUUAAAAGAUUCAUGCUGUUAAAAUAAACUCACACAAGGACUUAAUUUCCCCCCCUUUCAUAUAUAGGGACUAGUGAGCCUAGCACUGCCUGGGAUUGUUUUAGAAACUAAAAAAACCCUUGUUUUUUGAAAAAAAUGGAGUUUUUUUUGAGUUUGGACCCAUCACAUCAAAAAUCAAGUGUAGUCACUACAAAGUCAUGUUUCAUUUCACCAUCUCGAUUCAAAAUUGCACUUAGUGUCCAAACUUCAAUGAAUAUACUAACCUCAAGAACUUUUGCGCAGAGUUCAGCAACAAUACCUUGAGGGAUGGCCAGACCUAUGCCCCCAAAUGGGUGCAGUCACACCAAAGUCACAUUUGGGUCUGCCUCCUUGAUUCAGAAUGGCACCUGGUGCCCAAACAUUGGCACAGACCCUCAUCCCUCCACCCGUGAUGUGUUUGGCAGCAAUAUAUUGAGAGGCAGACAAAACAGGCAAAGAAAUACCAGUGUUUAUAAUUUUUUAAAGAAAUUGUUUCUGUACUCAAUUGUUUUUAACUGUUUUUAUAUAUGUAACUGUCUUAUAUACCUCAUUAUACUGUAAAGCGAUUUGAGAUGUUUCAUAGGAAAUGAUUCAUCAAAUAAAUGAAUGAACGAAUGAAGAAAAAUAGCACUUAAUGUAUGGAAGAGCUAAGCCAAACAGUCCCCCCUCCCCCCCUUUAAAUAAUAGAUACAGAUACCGGAAACCACAAUUCUCAAAUGCUCAAGUUCCAACUGAAGAGAAUGUUUCUACUCCCAAACCUUUAUUAAAACCAGUAUAAGCUAUAAACUUGGAAUUUCCAUUUUAUAGACUUAGUUUGUUGCAUAGAAAUACUGAAAUGUUGCAUUGAUAUGAAAAGAAAUAGCACGAUAAUAUAUGUAUUUUAAUUUGCUUUCCUUUUUCCUCCUUCAGUCGCCUGUGUAGGCUGCAUCCGACUUUGAAAUCUGUAGAUAUGUUUAAAUUCCGGGGACCUUCAACAGUUGGUGACCGCCUGGUUUUCAAUGCUAUAGUUAACAAUACUUUUCAGAAAAGGUAAUAAGCUUGUCUCUAUCUUAAUGCUACUGUGUGGUCUAAAAUGCUUCAGUUUCAAUUUGCAUAAAGAAUAUAAAAAUUAAAAUGUAGUCUGCAGUGCUAUUUUUCUAGAAAAAAUAGGUGCCAGAAGUCACCACAAACUCCUCACUUGUUCUCUUAUAAUGGCAAUGGUCCCCAUCUGAGAGGUGCCAAGACUGAGUUCCAGCGAGUUCCAAGUGGGGGAAAAAAGCCCUGGUAGUUUGAAAUUAUACCAUUCUGUGUUACACUAGCAAGAACAUAAGUAUUAAAAAUUCAUAUUCAGAUAUUUCCCCUCUGUUUAUUGUACAACAACUGGAGAUUGUAGUUUCUUGUAUGUAUGCUCCAUUAUUCAUACGCAUUCCCUUUGACCAGUUAUUAUGUGUUAUCCUAGCCCAGUAGUAACAGACCCAAGCAAAUCAGUAAAUCUCUUUUUUAAAAAAAUAAUAUUUAUUGAAUUUUAAAGGGUUACAAAAAGAAAAAAUUAAAAAAACAGCAUAUUAAAGAAAUACAAAACAUCACAUCACAAUAAUAAAAAAAGAAAAAAGAAAAGAAAAGAAAAAAUACAAUGAAUCUUCCCAUAACUUAUCUUUCAUUUGCUUAUUUCCUUGACUUCCUCACACCUCCCUUUUUUGUAUUCUAGUUCAAUUAGCUAUUUCAGCAAAUCCUUUCCAUCUUUUCCAGUUUUUGUCCUCUAUUUUAUCUUAAUAUAAUGUAACUUUACUUUCCCUCCUUCACCAUUUAGCAAUCUAUUUUUUCUUAAUCCUUUAUAGCAUUUCUGCUAAAACCGCAUUAUUUCAUUCCAGCAUCCUUCUAACAUUCCUUAAUUUUGCAAUGUUUCUGUAAAUAAACUUUAAAUUUCUUCCAAUCUUCUUCCACCAACUCUUCUCCCUGGUCUCGGAUUCUGCCAGUCAUUUCCACCAGUUCCAUGUAGUCCAUCACCUUCAUCUGCCAUUCUUCCCGGGUGGGUAGAUCUUGUGUCUUCCAAUACUUUGCGAUGAGUAUUCUUGCUGCUGUUGUGGCAUACAUAAAAAAAGUUCUAUCCUUUUUUGGCACCAAUUGGCCGACCAUGCCCAGGAGAAAGGCCUCUGGUUUCUUCAGAAAGGUAUAUUUAAAUACCUUUUUCAUUUCAUUGUAAAUCAUCUCCCAGAAUGUCUUAAUCCUUGGGCACGUCCACCAAAGGUGAAAAAAUGUGCCUUCAGUCUCUUUACAUUUCCAACAUUUAUUAUCGGGCAAGUGGUAUAUUUUUGCAAGCUUGACUGGUGUCAUGUACCACCUGUAGAUCAUUUUCAUUAUAUUCUCUCUUAGGGCAUUACAAGCCAUAAACUUCAUACCUGUGGUCCAUAACUGUUCCCAGUCAGCCAUCAUAAUAUUAUGUCCUACAUCUUGUGCCCAUUUAAUCAUAGUUGAUUUCACCGUUUCAUCCUGAGUAUUCCAUUUCAACAGCAAGUUAUACAUUCUUGACAAGUUCUUAGUUUUGGGAUCUAACAGUUCUGUUUCCAAUUUUGAUUUUUCCACCUGGAAACCAACUUUUUUGGUUGGUUUCCAAAAAAAAAAAAAAAAGGAAAUCAGUAAAUCUCAUCACAGAAUAGGAAGUUGUAUGUCAUGUCAUAACAUCUGGUGUGAGAGCCUAACAUCUGAUGUACUUUAGAGAUCAAGAAAUAUAAAAGUAUUCAUAGGGUUGGAUCCUUAGAGUCCAGUCCCAUGCAUGUCUGCACAGAAAUGCCCUAUUUAGAUCAAUAGAUCUUAGGCUCACCUGUAUAAGCUGGCAGGUAUAAUAAUUUAUUUCCUCCUUUAAAAAAAACCAGCUUGUAGCUUCUCUGUAUACUGUAAUUCAAUGCUGCAUCUGUCGCACCCCAGCUGCUAAAUUAACUGAAAGCUCUUCUUUUUCAGCAUUGAAGUUGGAGUUCGUGUUGAGGCCUUCAAUUGUGAGGAAUGGGCCAAAGGCCAAGCUCGGCAUAUCAACAGUGCCUUUUUAAUUUUUAAUGCUGUAAAUGAACAUGGAGAACUUAUUACCUUCCCCAGAGUCAAAUCUAUUACAAAGGUGAACCUUUAAAAAAAUAGUGAGAGAACAACUGUAUACAUAAACAAGAUAAUCAGAUUAUUAAUUUAGAAAUUAUGAAAUGGAUAGUAUACCAGUAGGAGAAGUGAAUAUUUAUUUGAGUUUUGUAAGAUGAAAAAUAUAUAAAUCAUUUUUGUCCCAUAAGGGGCACUAAUUCUAAAGUGCUUUGGAUUAAUAUUUCAUCUAGAAGACGAUUAUUGAACUCAUAGCCAAGGACUGAAAUACUCUGCCAGUCUCAGGUAAAAGGACUCGUGGUAGUUUUGUGAUCCUAAGAAAAACCAGAAUGAUACUUUUCAGACAGUAUUGUAGUUAACUUAGACAUUUUAUUUAGAUGGUUGGCUUCACAGUAAAGUCUGUGUUAUGCUCUUUAAAAAAAGCUUGUUAUAUUCAAUCUGUCCGCUAUUCUGAAAAUUAGCAAAACUACAAUGUAAAAUUUAUAACUAAUUAUUAUUUUUUCUUGCUUUGUUCAUUGCAAAGGAUGGUUUAAGGCGAUAUCAUGGAGCUAUUGCACGGAAGAAAAUUAGAUUAGCCAGGUACAGUAAGUAAGCCCCAAAGACAGCAUAAAUGUUUAAAAUGCCAUGAACAGUACAGCUGAUGUUGUUUCUCAGCUGCUAUUGUAGAGCUGAUCAUGUUUGGUUUGUGAAACGUCAACAGAAAACAUCAGUGCAUGAGACGUUCCUCACAGAUUGUACACAAAAUCAUUUUGGUGUACAGUAAUGGGAUAUAAAUCCGGCUUUGAACACAACAGAUUCUGGAAUCUCUUCCUCCAUGUGGGAUUGUUAUGGGAGUGAGGGUAUAGUUAGGAUUUUUCCUAACUUUUUCCAGACAUGCAUGUCCAUAACAUGUUGUGUUUAAUAAGCUCUGGUAAAGAAGUCUGUUUUAAUGAACAAUUUGAUGUUUGAGGAGGAUUGUUGCACCUUGUCUGGAGAUGACAGCUUUAAUGUUCCAAGGCAAUAUAACAGAAAGUAGCAGGUGGAACUCUUGUCUCCUACCUUAAGUGUUAUGCUGGGUAAUUUUUUCCCAUGCUGGUGGAGGAAAAAUUGGGAAGUAAAGUGCCUGUGUCCUAUCUCAGUGCCUUAGAGCAUUUAAGAACCCCUUGUAGAUAACUAGGGUUGUAACCAACAUCAACCAUACUCAUGGCCAAUUUAAGUCCAUUAAUUCCAGUGGAUCUAUUUGUUGAUCACUUCUCCUACCUGGGCAGUUAUCUUUCCACAAGAGCCGACACUGAUGCCAAAAUCCAGCAUUGCCUGAGCUCUGUAAGUGCAGCUUUCUCCUGACUGAAGUGCAGAGUGUUUGAUUGGGACAUUCGCAGGGAAACCAAAAUGCAUGUUAACAAAGCUAUUGCACUACCAACCUUACUGUAUGCUUGUGAAACAUGGACCACUUAAAACGCCUUCUCCAUCUCCUCAAAAGAUUCCAUCAAUGGCAUCUCUGGAAAAAAAAAUACAUAUCACUUGGGAAGACAGGUGAACUAAUGUCAGUGUACUGGAAGAAGCAAAGAUCACGUGUCAAAGCAAUGAUUCUUCAACAUCAACUUCGUUGGACUGGUCAUGUUGUUCAGAUGCCUGAUUAUAGUCUUCCAAAGCAACUACUCUAUUCUGAACUUAAAAAUGGAAAGCGUAAUUCUGGUGGUCAACAAAGAGGUUUAUAGACUUUCUCAAGGCAAAUCUAAAAAAAUGUAGUAUAAACACCGACAAUUGGGAAACAUUGGUCUGCGGGCGUUCUAAUUGGAGAACAGUCUUUACCAAAGGUGUCAUGGUCUGGUGACUUCUGUUUCAGUGUAUCUGAAGAAGUGUGCAUGCACAUGAAAGCUCAUACCAAUAACAAACUUAGUUGGUCUCUAAGGUGCUACUGGAAGGAAUUUUUUAAUUUUGUUUCAACUACAGCAGACCAACACGGCUACCUACCUGUAACGUGGACUUUGAAGACGCUUGAACUCAGAAUGAAAGUGAAAAACGUCCUAUGAGGAUGGCACAGUUGGCAAAUCCUCACCUUGAUCAACUCUCACCCGGAAACCUAUGCCCCCACUGUGGAAGGAUCCAAAAUUGGACUCACUGUUAAGACCGUGUUCAUGGAAGACAAGCUUACUCAGCUACGAGUGAUCGCCAAAGAAGAAGAGUCCGAGUAUAAUUAAAUUUGAUACAACCCUAGUUUUGCAGGACGCAGAUUGCAUAUGUGGAGUCUAUGCAUUUAUAGCUUAUAUGUACAAAAGAGCCAACCAUCACAAGGUCAAGGGCGGGGCUAGUUUAUGUGAACCUGUUCCCAUCCCCUCUGUCAUCCGCACAAUGGUUAUCUUUGAAUUUUAGUUAACUACACCUGGCAAAUCUCCAGACAAGGACCUGGCAACCCUAGUUCUGAUUGUUGCAAAUUAUAAGAACUAAGCAUUUGCUAGCUGCAGCAUGCUUGCGCUGACUGCACAAUCAAAUCGCUCAACAAUGAAUUCCCCCCCUGAGGAUUUCCUAAGCUUACUUUUGGCCUUCUUUCCGCAUUGUAUCAACUACAGGAAAUACAUUCUUUUGAACCCGGCAAACAAUUGCACACUUGAUUUCUGGGACAGAGGCAAUCAGGUAACAUCAGUAACAUUUGCAUAUAUAAUAUACAUUAAGGGAUUAAGUGUAUGGCCCUGAUUGUCAAAAAUUGGGUGUAAGAUGAUUGUAUUUUUCUUUGUUUACUGUCUCCUGAUAUUUAAUUAUAAUCAUAAUUGUAGGAGAAUAUCUGGGAUAUUUCCUAUAACAAGUCACAGAAAUUUGGCCAUAUACUGGCAUUAAGUGGGACCAGACCACUCCUUUUUCCUCUUUUUUCCUGCCACCACAACCCUUCCUCCUCAUCUUUCCUUUCCUUGCCACACAUGGGAAUUAGGGCAAGGAUCAUAGGCUGUCUACUCCUGGUUUAAUUGAUCAGUGAAACAUAGCUGUAUACACACAAUGCAUUUAAAGCACACACAUACAAUUCUGGGAACCGUAGUUUAAAUCUCACAGAAUUAACCAACUACAGUUCCCAGAAUUCUUUGAGAAAAGGCAUAUGCUUUUUACACAUGACGUGUACACAACCACAAAUUAGUCUCCUUUAAACAGAAUGACCUUGAUCAUCAUGAGAGUUAUACUCCUACUGUUGAAAAGGUUCAGUUCAGACACUGUCUUUUUCAAGAGGAGAGAGAGAGAGAACACAAUAUUUGUUUUGCAACCAAAUUCCAGAAAUUAUAGGAAUUUCUGUGCCUUGUACAUUUUCCCUCAUUGGUUACUACCUUGCUUUGUGUUUUAGGCAGACAAAAUCGAAAGCAAUGUUACAGCAUUGACUGUUCUGGCAGCAAAGCCUGGAUGGGAAAUGAUUAGCACUAGCCUGGACUACGUAAGUACUCAAUUGUGCAGGAGACACACACAAUUCCCUACCAAUUCAAAGAAUUAAUAUGAAUGGAAAGUCCCAAUACAAUGAGACCUUUUAGUCUACAAAGUAAUUAUGUGUCAUUAAUUUUAUCUCAGACACUGUCCUCUACAUUUCUGCAAUUUAAAAGCUGCAGCUGUUAAGGUAUUUUCUAAAACUGUUAAAAUUAUUUGUCUGCUUCCUCUUCGAAAUCAAAAUGUACAUUUUUAACUAACUCCCUUCUCCCCCUUUCUAUGACUGCUAAUUAGUAUGCUGCUAGAAGACACGCUUUGAAUGUCAAAUUGUUCACAUGGAUCAUGUGACUAUUCAUGUGACAUUGGUUUUUUUCUGCUGAAGAUUUUGAGUCUGGUCGGUUGAGAAAGAAACACAUAUUCUCAGUUGUGACAGUUUCCCAGUAAAACUAACCUGAAAUGAUUUGUGCUUUUGGAUAACCGAUGUCUGACCUCUGUUUGGAAUAGAUAAACAUUAUAUAGUAUUUUUAUGAAUCAAUUGGAAGUAACAGUAUACAGUAUUGAUAUAAAACAUGAGUCCCAAUUUUUUCUUCUUCAAGUAGAUGAAUAAUAACAAUACUUUCAGCAUUUCCUUGCAACUAUACAAAAAAAGCAAGGCAGCAAAAAAGCAAUUCAAGAAAUAUUUCAAACAUUGUAUAAAUUAAGCCAGCAGUCAUUAAAAAAAGAAGAAGCAGUACCCCAAAAAGCCUGUUGCAAACAAAUAAACAAACAAACAAAACAUUUUAAUUUUUCGUCAAAAUGUGAGCAGUAGUAGGGCCAGGCAGGCUUCCUUUGGCAGAUAUGUUGCUUUUUUUUUUUGCUUUUUUUUUGCCUAUCCCAGAGGAAAGGUCCUGUCUGCCAUGCCCAAUCUAUAUACUUCAGAUGUCUGGGCAACACGGAACAGGCUUCUCAAGGAUCAAACAGGUUAAUGUGGGUCAAAGUAUUUUUGAGAUAUUCCUUCAGAUGAUCAUAUCUAGAACCACUUAUAUCAAUAGCCCGGCCACUAUUAUGCUCCUUCUGCCUACAGCAAAACUGAUAGAUCAAAUCUACUGUCACAGCUCCUAAGUCCAGUUUGUCUCUUUUCCUUGCAUAAUUUAGCUCCUCUUUGCUUUUAUUCUUUAUAUCUCUAGCUAUAUCCACUCUGUUCAUCGCUGAAACUUAACGGGCAUAGCAAUCCUAACCCCAGCCCGCGAAAAGCAAAAUGGAUCGGAGUGGAUCACCACAUCCGAAACCCCGCCAGCUCACACUGGCCAGCGAAGAAGGUGGGGGGCCGUUUUUCCUAAAAAAAUUGCUGCACCAUCUCCAGCUGGGCCUCUUAUGUGAUCCAAGAGGUUUUGGAGUUAACAUAUCUGAUCAAAAACUGCUAACAAUAUGUGCUAAAACAGUCCGUUUUGGGACGCGGGUGGCACUGUGGGUUAAACCACAGAGCCUAGGACUUGCCAAUCGGAAGGUUGACGGUCCAAAUCCCCGCGACGGGGUGAGCUCCCGUUGCUUGGUCCCUGCUCCUGCCAACCUAGCAGUUUGAAAGCAUGUCAAAGUGCAAGUAGAUAAAUAUGGUGGGAAGGUAAACGGCGUUUCUGUGCGCUGCUCUGGUUUGCCAGAAGCGGCUUAGUCAUGCUGGCCACAUGACCCAGAAGCUGUACGCCGGCUCCCUCAGCCUAUAGAGCGAGAUGCGCGCCGCAACCCCAGAGUUGGCCACGACUGGACCUGAUGGUCAGGGGUCCCUUUACGUUUACCUUUUUACUGGUUUCCUACCCUACAGGGUGCACUGGGGCUUCCAUUGUGAAGGAACACCCCCCCCACCAGCAACAUGCUUCUCCACCUAUGGAGUAUCCUGCCCCCACCCCCUCCAGCCAUCAACAUUGAGGGAGUAGGAUUGCACUGUAAAAUUAUAGCAAUAUUCUCUUAGAGUGUUCUCUUCCAGUGGUUCCCAAUUGGUGGUCCGCGUAAUCCACCCAGGGGGUCUGUGGCACCAUUCACAUAACAAAAACUACCAUAGAGAGACCAAUAUUUUCUAAAGUAAGGGGUCCAUGAAUGGGAUUUUGAAAAACGGGGGGGACUGCAGCACAUAGCUAAUUGGGAACCACUGUUCUAUUCCAUUAAAGUAAGCAGGAUUCUCCUAGAAACUUUUAUAAUGUUGUAUGGCUGAUACUGUUUAAAGUUAUGACCCAUACUUUCCUGCGUAUUUGAUUUUGGAAGCUAAAGGACCUACCAAUGUUAUUAAUCUUCAUCCAUAAUUCUCUCUCUCUCCCCAUGUAAUAAAAAAUACUUUUUUUAGAUAAAAAUGUUUACUCUUGAGGAGACAGAUGCUUUGUCAGUCAAGGUUGAAAUGCAAGUGCGGAUAUCUUCAGAACUAGCAUUCUCCCUCUUAUCUGACUUCAGACAUCAUGUGCACUGGGUUAAACACUAUUCGUAAGCAUAUAUAUAUUUUCCUUUUAAAGUCCAUAUCCACUCUCAUGAUCUGGUUGAAGUAGAUUUUGCCUUCAUAGACCAAAGCGAUCUGUCAAAAUGAUUUCCUUAAUAUUCAGUAGGACAAUGAAGAAGUUUCAAGUAAAAUACACAAUGGCUUUUAUAAGCUUUUGUAGCCAAGGUUUGUUACAACUCAUAGAUAGUCUGGAGAGAGCUAAAGCAUGAGCCUGGAUUCAGAUGACAUGCUAAGCAGGGGGUUCCCAACCAUUUUUGGCCAUGCCCCACCUGGGUGUCUUUAAAAUCCUGAUCCCCCCCCCCCAUGACAUAUAAUUCUCCUGUAUUAAAGUUAAUGGCCUUUUAGGCUUCUUCCACUCCUAUUCACGUGGAAGAAGCCUAAAAGGCCAUUAACUUUAAUACAGUGGUACCUCGGGUUACAUACCCUUCAGGUUACAUACGCUUCAGGUUACAGACUCCGCUAACCCAGAAAUAGUGCUUCAGGUUAAGAACUUUGCUUCAGGAUAAGAACAGAAAUCGUGCUCCGGCGGCGCGGUGGCAGCAGGAGGCCCCAUUAGCUAAAGUAGUGCUUCAGGUUAAGAACAGUUUCAGGUUAAGUACGGACCUCCGGAACGAAUUAAGUACUUAACCCGAGGUACCAAUGUAACGCAUUCUCGAAUUGCCCCCCCCCCCCAAAAAAUCAAAUUGCCCCCCUGUGGGGGGGGGGUGUCCUGCGUUGGAAACCAUAGUGCUAAGCCAAGUGACGGUUUAGCUCAGCAUGGCCAGCAGCAAAACAACUAGGGAGGAGUAUGGCUUGACAUUCUCAGAGUGGUUUAACACUCAGUCCCUCUUCCCAGAGAACUCUGGGUAUUGUUGCUCUGUGAUGGGAAUAGGCAUCUCCUAACAACUCUUUUGGAGAAGACAUGACUAUUAAACUGGUAUCAUAGAUCUAAAUGUAUAGUAUAGAUGUGGCCAUUGUCUUUAGAAAAAGGUACUUUAACCAUGUUAGUUGGACAAGGAAAUAGUUCUGUAAAGAUAUGCUUUUUAAUAAAGAUAUGCCUUGUCAGCAGUGAAAGUGUUGAACUGGCCCAAAUAUAUCCUACCUCUUAGAUUUCAAAAUGAUUAAAUGUGCUCCUAUUUUGCAUAGUGUUGUAUGUUGAAAAGUAACGGGCUGCAGCCCUAAACAAGCUGCACUGGGAAACAGGUGAAGAAUUAUGUAAUUAGUAGGCAGAAAUGGUUAACAUUGACUUUCUCAUUUUACUGCAUUAAUAAAGCAUGUUAUUUUUAUCUUCAAAAGUUUUGUCAGCAUGGCACUUGAAAGUGGAGCAAGGGAGGAAGAAGAGGCAGAGCUGGUUAGAUACAGUUUUAAUAGAUGCAGGUUUAAGCUGAACUUGGAGUGAGCAAUCACUUUUCCCAUGUUGCUUCUUUUUGCCGUUCUGUUUGGUUUAAAUGUUUACUGAAAAAAAUGAAGUCAUGUGUAACAGUUAUUUAAUCUGAAACGAAAGCUGCACAUUCCUAGUCACAAUUUAGAUUAUAAAGAACAUAUCCUUUAAUUCAUGUUUUACAUGAUACCUCAGCUACUAAACUUCACUAAUGUAUGGCUCAUGUUCUUACAGAACGUGUAAGAUUAUCCAGAAUGUGACCCAAGAGGACAAAAUAUAUCACAUUACAUCCAUAUCAAUUAAUGGAAAUAAGCCAGAUGAUUUUUUAAUUCUCGUGUCUCAAAGAAAGCCUUGCAAGACUGGGUAAGUAGUUGAAAGCAUGCCCAUUUAGUGUCAGGUAAAUUUCAAGCUUUCUACAAUAAAGUAACAGGACCCACACACCCAAAAAUAAUUAUAUGCUGUGAGUUUGGAUGAAAUAAUUAUUUCUUGCAAAAUGUGGGGUGUCUUAAUUACACAGAAACUCUGGAAAUAGCAAAAACUGCUUUGUAAAGACUGAAGGCAAAGGUACAUGUGUGAAAGGCCAUUUGUGCAACACCCCCUACACCGGGGGUGAAGAACUGGCCUCUCCGUCUCUGAGUUAAGUUUCACAAGCUUGUCAAGUAACCCACUUUUGCCUGUGUGGAGAAUCAGCUGAUCAGUGGGGCUUGCUAGCAUAGUACUGCAGCACCAAAAUUCUCUCUCUUUGGUCCCACUUUCUCUGUGAUGGGACACAGAUAUUCUCCUGAAAGGGGAAAUUUCACUAUUGGGUGGAUCAGUGAACUAUUUACAUGGUGAUGGUUUACACAGGGUGUUGUUGCUGCCUGUCUGCAAGGUUGCUGAGCCCCAAGAGCAAAUGUCUUUGCAGCAACAGCAAUUAGAUACUUUCAGGCAGAGGCGGAUUUAGGGGAGCGCGACUGGUUCUCCCACACUGGGCGCCAAGCGGACAGGUCGCCGCAGGGGGCACUGCAACAAUGAUGAACCACUGAGGGCAAGAGACAAGGGGGACUGAAUUUGGUGUUGCACAGGGCGCCCACUGAAAUUUUAAAGCUCAAAGUCUGCCACUGCUUCUGGGAACGAGUUCACAAUGGGUCCUACUGUGGAAGGCAUGUAGAAGCAGAGAGAAGAAAAACAAUGGUAAGGGUGAAGGGGCAGAUGGAGAGAGCCAUCUUCCUACUUCUCCCCAGCCCCUUCCACUCACCAUAAAUCAUUGCAUAUCACUACUUCGUUACUAUAUUGUGUGCUACAUAAACAAAGAAAUGUAUUAACCUCCCAUGCAGUGCAGGGUUAAGGCACGAGGUUUUAACAACCCUCCCCCUGCACAUAAAAAUAUAAAACUGAGCAACUAAUGUCUUGUGACCAGUACAGUAGCUGUACAAGAGCAUUUUAGACAGCUUAGAUUUUUGUUGUGGCUUGUUGAUAACACUACUCUUAUUAAAUUUAGAGACCCUUACAUAGUAGCUGUGAGGUCAGUUGCCUUGACUUCUGUUCCAUCUUCUGAGAAUUACUGCAGGCGUGAAAUCCAGUGUGCGGGAUUCCUGAUCUACCCUGAUGGAAACUCCUCUUUUGUAAGCAGCAUUGUAAUUAAAUACAGUUCUUUUAUGUGCUUUACUCCCUUUACUCUGCCUUUCUUUGUGAUAUGUAGGGCUGCAUGAUAACUGGUUUUCAAUAUCGUGCUAUAUCGCCACCUAAACAUCGCAAUAUGUUGAUAUAUCAUGGUAUCUGAAAAAAGGAAGGAACGAUGCAGAGGCGAACAGGACAAUGCGCUGGCAACUGCUACUACUUAAGGGUUGGGCUUGGCUACCAAAUGGUGGUACUCAGGACAAUCCAAAGUAUGGUGAUGAGUCAUAGUGAAUACAAAUAAUCUGGGACUGCCAGCAGGCCUGCUAGGCGGCAGUAGCAGGCCUCAGCAGGCUGCCACAGCUUCUACCACCGCCAGGAAUUGCAGGCCGCGGCCACUUCUUCCCACCACGGCGAGGUCUCGCAAGCCCCACUGCUUGUGCCACCACGAGGCCUUGCAGGCUGCCACUACUAUUGCUACCACUUUCUGUUGCCACCACAAGGCCUUUCAGGAUGCCGCUACUGCCGUCACUUCCUGUCACUGCCGCGAGUCCCCACAGGCCUCUGCCAUGAGGACUCACAGGCCACCACCGCUUCUGCUGCUGAAUCUUGUUGCCACUGUAAGACCUCGCAGGCCAAUGCCGUUACUGCUGCCAUCACUCCCUGUCACGGCCUUGCAGGCCGCUGCUGUUGCUGCCACCAACUCCCAUCACUGCUGUGAGUCCUUGCAAGCCGCUACUGCCACUGCCUCCCAUUGCUGCCGUGAGUCAACCACCCAGGCACCAAUGAGACCCAGACUUACUUAGCUUCCACAGGGCCUCAGGGCUUACUUUUGGGUGCAAGGUCACUUCAGUAAUCUUUCCCUGUUAAUCCAGAUGACAGAGUCAUGCCUGCCAGUGCUAUCUGCACUUGUGUUGUGGCUUGAAGCACCAACAUAGGUUUUUCCUAUGCUAUCUGGGAGGCCGACACAGAAAGCAAUUGAAACGUUCUUGCAUAUUCAUACUGCUCUGACCAGCAAGAAGUGAUACACUGAAAUAGUGUUAAGAAUGAAGCCCAAGUUGUUGAGUAUGAAGUAGAACUAGAUGUUUUUAGUGGUUAUUUCACAUAACUCAUGUUAACCUUCUAUAUGUUUAAAGGUUUCCUACUACAUCCAAGGAACACCUGGUGUUAUGCCUUAUGUUGCUGCAACUCUUGAUGGCUCAUCAAAAUCAAUUGAGGAUACAGCUUCUGGGUGCAUUCAUUUCUUGGAGUUACAGAGCAGCACAAUGGACUGCACUUAGUUAAGCAAUACUGUGUCAAGUACUUUAACAUUCUUUAUAUCUUGUACACAAGCUGUCAUUAACACCAAUAUUUAUCAAGCUGGCAAGUCAGUUCCUACAUACUUUUAUAUUCAGGACCUGUAUAUCUAAAUCAUUACAAUGUUCUACAUCAUCAUACGACGGAGCUAUUUAAUGAUAAAUUUAGUAACUAAGUUAAGCCAUCUUUCACCAACAUUUCAUUGUUCUUUUGGAGUCCUCAGAAAACUUGUCAAAGCAAUACAUAUUACUGCACACAAUUUAAAAUACUGAUUUUUUAUUUUAAAAAUCUCAUUGUAAGUAAAUUUAAAUUUCUAUUGUAAAUAAUUAUCCUAACAGCCGUAUUUGUUAUUCAUGAUUUUGCAGUUACAUAAUGCACACAUGACACUCUGUAAUAAGCACUGAUUUCAGAAUCCUGAGAAUGUCAGGUUGUGUUUCCCGUUUCUUGUAGUUGCAAACACAGGUACUGUGUGUAGGCCAAGGUUGUAUUUGAACUAUUAAGUCCUGGCUUAGUAAGGGCAUGCAUGAGCUCCAUGUGCUUUCAUGCAGCUCCUUUGCUCUUCCCUCUGCACAAGAGUAGGAUGCCAUAGUUAAAACUUGGCUUAUCGAUCCUGACUUGUUUAGAAGCCAUUAACCAUAAUGAUUUACUGCGGCUGCCUAGGUUGUUUUCCUGCUUGCACAAUGGGGCAGCAUGUGAAUAUAUAGGUGUCCUAUGCUAUUUUAAACUACUUGAUACUGCUUUCAAAAGGAGCUAGUGUAUACAUUUUAGUCAUAUCAACAUACACCCUUGAAUUAAAUAAUUAAAACUAUGAGUGUUAUGCUAAUUUAGAUUUAUGGCUGUAUAAGCAUCUCGUUAUUUAUUAUAACUAAAAUCAACCUGUAUUGGGUUUUAAAUGGUAUUUUGUUAUUGAACUUCUCAGAAAAGCAAUGAAUAACUAAAACAGACAGAAUUCCAGUAGAUUUUAGUAGGAACUGAAUUGGGGGCCCGAAGACAACAUUUCAAGAAGCACAGUCUUCCUUCAGUGCUGUUCUAUCACUGAAUCUUGCACGCAAAUAUGUGCUCUAACCUGAGCUACAGCUGUUUCUCAAAAUGCUAUGCGCAUCUUGCAAAUGGCCACUCUCCACUCGCUAACCAUUCCUGCUUCUCCAAAGUAAAAGAAAACUGAUAUCGCUGAGAAAAGUUCUUCCAGAAGCCACAUGGGCAGUGCCAUUAACAGAUCAUCCGGGAAAUACACUUUGGAACUGUUGAAGUGUAAGUAAUUUGUAAGGAGAGAAUGGUAGUUAAAGACUAAAUCUGUGAUUAUCCAGAUGUCACAGCAGACAGCAAGUAGUUAACAUAAAUGAAAUUGCAAACUAU